AUGGCCGGUUGGCUCAAGUCCAAGGAGGAGCUGAUCGCGGAGCAAAAGCAACUUGCAGCCGCCACGGCAGAGGUCAACCGUCAGCUGCUGGAACGAGCUGAAGUCGACAAAAUUCGCGCGCAACUUGCAGAACUCGAAGACAAGCAGCGCAACGUCCCCGGUGAGAUCGACAAGGUGCGAUUGUCGCAAGCUGCAGAGGAAAAGAAAAUCCAUGCUGCGCAUGAUGCCAAACGCGACCUCCUUACCGCAGCUGAAGGCCACGUCCGAACCGCGGAGACAGUGGUCGAAGACCAUGAGAAACAGUUGAAAGCAGCUCAGCUCAACCUGGACGCUCUCAAGUCUUGUGCCGACGAAUUGAACCUCAACCUGGACACCCUUAAGUCUCAUGUCGAGGAACUGAAGAGCGACAUGGUAGCGGACAGACUACAGGUGCGCAACGCUCUUCACGAGCUGAACGAGGCUACACAGUCCAAAAUCAACAGCUUGAACUCCGUUCAGAUCGAGCUUGCACAGAAGAGGGAGGAGCUCCAGCAGCUCGAUCCAGAGUUCAGUGCCGAGUCAGUGACAAAUGAAAGUUCAAGCUCAUCAGAGACUGCGCAGCCACAUCCAAAAGAAGCAGAGCACUUGAUCGAGAUGGAGACUGCCGCUCAACAGGCGACGCACAACGCGGAGAUGAUGCCUGGCGAGGCCAUGGUGACUCAAUCGACGGCUACAGCUCAAGCUACUCCUGACUCCACCUCGAGGAAGCCCAUCGUGGGGCGAACGACUUCGCAUACUGAUGCAUCCGCUCGCCGCAGCCUCAUUUCGACCUGCAAUGCCGAUACAUCUCCACCGUUCUUCACUUGCGAUACUCCCGCGCGAGAGGUGAUUCCUUCGUCAAGACCUCGCUCGCCGCGUCCUCCUGUUCAUACGCCAGCCGCCACGAACGGCGGUAAUCUCAACUCUGAUUCGGACGCGCAACAGUCGCAAUCUACUACGAACUCGCAUUUGCCGCAAAAUUCCGAGGAGACUGGCAAUACGAGAUCUGAGUCUCAGACUGACCCUCUGCCUCAGCCUCGUACUCGCAACCGCGAGUCUGUGUCCGCCUUGACGCAGGAAAAGUUGGCUCUGAAGAGCGAAUACGCAGAUUUACGUGCGGCUUUGAAAGGAACGAGCGGGGCUCGAUCUACCGCCAAAUCACAGUCAACUCCGAAGCCACCAGUAUUCGCCAAAGCAGCAGACGAAUCCACGAGUACAGACAAGGAGAAACGCAAGUCUGCUGGUAGUGACCAGAAGCCUUCCACAGUUUACGGUGAAGAGGUACAUGAAUGUUCGUUGAGCGAGGAGUUCCCAACAGUCAUCUACAUUCAGGAACCUGAGGAUGUGCAUGGCGCCUGGUGUGAACUCAGAUGCUUUGUUUGUCACGCAAACACGUCUGUCGAGCAGCUUGAAUUUUUCGCCAGCAUUACGUCGUUCGUUCAGCACAUCGCACGAAGCCAUGGAUCUUUUCCCCGCGAAGAAGUCGCUGCGGCAUGUGUCAGACGCCAGUUCUCUGCAGAUGACGUGAAGCGUCUCCUUGAUGGCAAGCAGCCAUUGAGAGGAGCUCCGAUCAAGACGACCUUUGGAGAAGCCCACAGGCGAGCACUGAAGUUGGAGGAUGGGAUCAUUGCGGAUCCACAUGAUACUUCCUCAGACUCUGCGAGUCCGGAUCAGCACAAAAACCAGGCAAUGGAAGAGAUGCAGGAUGGUGCACACGAGAAUCUUCGUGGUCGAAACGAUGAUGUUGGGAGCAGAGCGCGAGCUUUCCAGCCACUGAUGCGCGGGAGCCGUGUUGUCGAGCUCGGUGAUUCUGAAGAUGAGUUGGCCACUCCUGCAGCUGCGAAUGCCCAUGCGAAAGCUUCAACAUUCUUUCGAAAGGGUCAGUCGACGAUAGCAGGGCCUACAACCCGCUCGCAGCCCACGUUGCAGUCGGAGUCUCCUGCGGAGCAAAAUGUCGUUGGCAAGAAGACGCCAAAUGGUUUGGGACAACCAUUCAUACCCUCACAGAUCGGGCAACGUUCAAAGACAGCUGCUCCCAACGUCGGUGCUCCAGAUACGGAUGUAGAGGCGCGGAAUAUGGCGCCUCCGCGUAGCAGCAGCCUGUUCAGGGAGAGGGACAAAGAUGUCGUCGGACUUUCAUCUGCGAUUGUCCCCACUCGCGAGAAUUCGGGCUUCUUCAAGCCUUUUGCAAGCGGACAGAAGCGCUCUCACGGCGAGAUGACACCUCCAAAGGAGCCGCGUCGCUCUGACAUACUGCAUCCCAAUUUUACUGCAACCGCGCAGGUUCAGGGACAGUGGUGCAUUAUCAGCUGUCGGAUAUGCUCUGCCAAUGCUGAUUUCUAUUCCAAUGGUGGCUUUCGCUUCUUCCACGGCCUCGACGGGCUGUUCGACCACGCAAAGAAAUCACAUCCUCGUGUGCGUAUUGACCGCAACGUGCUUUUCGACUUCGCGGAAUCUCUCCCCGUCCCUCGUCGCUUUGUGGUGGGCGCGUCUCGUCUUGCCGAUUUGGAGAUCGUUCCGCACGCUGGCAACAAAGUCCGUGGCACUCCGCACAGCGACGCUGUCCCCGCGUGGAAUACGAACAUUCUUCAUCGCGAUUUUCCGACCACGGCGUACUUCGACGAGAACUGGUUCGAGAUCAGUUGUCGUCUUUGUUCAGCCAAUGCUGCAAGCCUGAGCAGCCCGUUCAAAGGCCUCAUCGGCCUUGCAGCACAUGUGAGAUCUGUUCACAAAACGGUGACUGAUUUCAAUGAUGUGCGAGCUUGGUGCGCGAUGGCAGGACCGAUCGACAAUGAUCUCGUUAAGCGAUUGAGCCGACCGGGCUGGUCAGGGUCAUACAAGAUUGAUCUGAUCGUCGCAAGCUCUGCACAAGGCGAAAGCAGCUUUCGGGCACCCGUCGGUCGCACCUCCAGCGGUAGCUUCCGCCCAAGCAAGGAGCAAAGCAGAGAUCCUCGUCUUCAAAACAGAAUUGAGCACGCGGGAGAACACAUGCAGGAAGAAGUCGUGCAGCACGCGGAGCGCAGUCCUCCUCAUCACGCUCUUCAGAAUUCAAAUGGAGCUACGAAGAGACUAGGACAGCACUCAAACAUGCCGCUUGGCUCUACUUCCGAAAAGCCCGCGUGGAUCCGUAAUUCGUCUGCGUCGCCAGAGCACAAGAAGAAUAGGAGGGAAGUCGAAAUAGAGUUCCGUAGUCGUUGA
Messenger RNA from Cercospora beticola, 3216 nucleotides. RefSeq lists its product as uncharacterized. The record is from RefSeq and is a predicted model, not a curated record. NCBI's taxonomy places the organism in Eukaryota, Fungi, Ascomycota, Dothideomycetes, Mycosphaerellales, Mycosphaerellaceae.